AUGGUUAACGUUACUACAUUUAUGGUUGCGACAACUGCUAUGGUGUUGGGCAUCAAUGCUCUUGACGUCAAGGCUGCUGAGCAGAUCAAGAUGGGUCUGGAAGACGCUGAAGUCAUUCCUGCGUCUGCUUCUGUCUCUGCUGCUGCGUCUGCGUCUGCCUCGGAUGUCUAUAAGGCUGCUGUUGAAUCUGUCUUGGUCCAAGCUGCUAUUGUCAAGGCUGAGAACCUCCGCAAUAAAAAAACGCUUGUAACUGCCGACAGCAUAUUUGAUGAUAUUAUCGCUGAUUUUGGAAAGUUUAUUGAUAGUUUGCUUCAUCCCGUCAUCGAGUUGCCUAGCGUCGAUUUGCCCGAUGUCGCCUUGCCCAGCGUUCAAGUGCCCAGUGUGAGUGCUGGCUUAAGCAUUGGUUUUGAUGAUGCUGCCUCAUCCUCAUCCUCAGCCGCUGCCAAGUCAACUCCCAACGCAAAGCUUAAACAUAACAAGCGUGCCAUUUACGAUAUGGAUGGCAGCUACUCUGAAUCUUCUACUCCCGCCUCUGUGGCCUCCAAUGAAUAUUCUGCCCAAGAUUUUAAUGCUGCAUCCGCCUUUGCUUCUGCCUCUGAAAUCCACUAUAUCCCUCCUGCUGCCUCUGUGAAGGCCGUCUUGAAGGCCCGUCGUAGCGAAGCUUAUGCAUCUGCUUCCUCUGCUUGGGCUGCCUCUGCCUCUGCCUCUGCCUCUGCUGAUGAGGCUGCCAUCAGUGCUGCUCCUGAAAUGUGGGAUCAAGUCAUGGUCCAUCGUUCUGCUGAUGUUGAGGUCUCGGAAGAAGAUCAAGUUUACUCUGAAGCUCAAUUUGGUGUCGAUCUUGGAGAUCUUAUUGGAGAUCUUAUCAAGGAUGACAUUGGCAAGAAUAUUGCCAGUGACAUCAAGGACAUCCCCAAGACAGCCAUCGAUUUUGAUGCUCUUCGCAGCUCAUUGCUUCAACAAUUCUCUUUUGGAACUAGUGAGGCUGCUGAAGAGGCAAGCUCUGAUGAGCUACCCAGCAGUCCUCUUUCUCUUAGUGCUAAGGAAACUUCUUCUGUACCUACUGACUCUACCACUGCCGAUUAA
This is a messenger RNA of Mucor velutinosus, 1083 nucleotides long. RefSeq lists its product as uncharacterized. The transcript has 3 exons. Bases 1 to 1083 code for a protein of 360 amino acids. NCBI's taxonomy places the organism in Eukaryota, Fungi, Mucoromycota, Mucoromycetes, Mucorales, Mucoraceae. The record is from RefSeq and is a predicted model, not a curated record.